Paramecium octaurelia is the source of this 260-nucleotide messenger RNA. NCBI's taxonomy places the organism in Eukaryota, Ciliophora, Oligohymenophorea, Peniculida, Parameciidae. The record is from the annotation of a GenBank genome assembly.
AUGUUUUUCAACUUUUUUACUUAAUUUUAAUUUUAGAAUAAAUAAUCAAAUAUUAUUUAUUUUAAAAAGUUGAUAUAGACAGCUAAUUUUGAGGAUAUCCGUUGCUAUUUUGAUGAUCCACAGGGUAAUUAAUAAAAGUAUUAGUUCUGAACCUAAAUAGUAAAUAAAUAAGAUAAGUUCAUUUAAUACUGUUCUUUGAUAAAAAAAUAUACUAUAAAUAAUUUAAACUCAUUCAACAAGAAUAUUCUUCUGCACCUUGA